Messenger RNA from Saccharomycopsis crataegensis, 642 nucleotides. RefSeq lists its product as uncharacterized. NCBI's taxonomy places the organism in Eukaryota, Fungi, Ascomycota, Saccharomycetes, Ascoideales, Saccharomycopsidaceae. The coding region runs from base 1 to 642 and encodes 213 amino acids. The transcript has a single exon. The record is from RefSeq and is a predicted model, not a curated record.
AUGCUUCAAGUGACCCCCAAAAUGAAUCUUUUGAAGAUUUACACAAAGAUCAAGUCAAUAAAAACCGAGAAUCAUCAUCUUGAUCCCAAGGACCAGGGAACGAUUAAUCUCAAUGUCACCGACUCAACGCAAAGUCUUCAGCAAGAUGAACAUUUUAAAUACGAAAACUAUGCUAGCGAGGACGAGGAUCAGGAAAUGGCUAUCAAUAAUAAUAGUGAUGAUGAUUGUUCCAUUAAAACCGAAGGCGAUGAGCUAAACUGUGGUGUAGCGCCCCAUAGCCUCGAGGAAGAAACAAAAACAACAAAAGCAACAAUAAAAACAACAAAAGCAACAAUAAAAACAAUCCAGAGUAAGAAGAUGAGUUGGAUAAAGAAACAUGAGAGAUCAAGAUCCUUGCCGUCGCUGUUUCUUGUAGAAGAUGACGAUGAUGCAUGCCGGUUGCCACCAAAAACCAGGGUGAAUGAUGUGAAUAGGCAACUCAUGAUGUUGCAGCAACAACAAAUGAAUCAACGUGAAGAUAUACAAAAAAGAAGGGAGAAUUUCCUGAAAGCUCAUAGGCAUACGUUCCAUUAUCAAGAUUUCCCAAAACAUUAUGGUGAAAUUCAAAAAAUUACAAGUAAUGAAGAUGAUUGUGUGGAUUGA